AUGCUGUCUCUCCAAGGACUUGGCGUACUGAUGCUUCUGGGCGUCGCAGAAGGUAUCCCGCGACCAGAUGAAGAGCCGCUCCAUGCGAAUAUACCAAGGGACAAUCAUGGUGUACCUACCGACAUGCUCGGGGCGAUGAGUCCUCAGACAGACUACAGAACAAUGCCGGCGGGCACUUACACCGAGACAAUCUCAACAGGCCUAGUCAGGAUAAUCGUCGUCAACGAACCGACGCCUACAACGGGCAAUCCAGCAAAAUGUCCAGUUGAGUGUGAUUGCACAAGGAUAAAAGAUAAGGACAGCGAUGACAUGCAGACCAUGCAGAGAGCCAAAUCUGACUGCUUCAUCGACGAUAAAGCCAAAGCCAACAUCAUGUCCCGCUGA
This is a messenger RNA of Fusarium verticillioides 7600, 384 nucleotides long. RefSeq lists its product as hypothetical. NCBI's taxonomy places the organism in Eukaryota, Fungi, Ascomycota, Sordariomycetes, Hypocreales, Nectriaceae. Bases 1 to 384 code for a protein of 127 amino acids. The record is from RefSeq and is a predicted model, not a curated record. The transcript is spliced from 2 exons.